AUGGAGAUGAAUAAUAUACUUUCACUACAAACCUUGGCAGUUACAACAUGCCCCACGCUGCUGUUUCUCUUCCUUCUCUUUUGGCUACGUAGAAGCCAUGUUAAUACUGCUGUAGCUUCCAAGACACCACCACCACCAGAAGCCGGCGGAGCUUGGCCUUUAAUCGGACACCUCCACCUUUUAGGCGGCUCUCAGCCACCACACGUUAGUUUAGGAAAAUUAGCCGACAAAUACGGACCCAUCUUCACCUUACGUUUAGGUGUUCAUCGAACUCUAGUAGUAAGCAGUUAUGAAAUGGCAAAACAGUGUUUCACAGUAAACGACAAAGCUUUUGCUUCACGUCCCAAAUCUCUAGCCUUUGAAGUCAUGGGGUAUAACUUCUCGAUGAUAGGUUUCAGUCCCUAUGGUUCUUACUGGCGUACAAUGCGUAAAAUCGCAACCGUCCAUGUCCUCUCCGCGCAACGAAUAGAUAUGCUGAAACAUGUAAUGGAAUCAGAGGUGAAGAUAGCAAUGAAAGAGAGUUACUCGUAUUGGAUAAAGAUGAAGAAGAAGGAUAGUUCUGUAAGGGUAAUUACGGAAAUGAAGAAAUGGUUUGGGGACAUAGCGAUAAAUGUUCUGUUUAGAAUGGUAGUGGGAAAACGUUUUGAUGUUGACGAGGAAGAGAAUCGACGGAUAAGAAAAACUCUGAGGGAUUUCUUCGAUCUGAGCGGUUCGUUUGUUGUGUCUGAUGCGAUGCCGUAUUUGAGAUGGUUGGAUUUGGAUGGAAAAGAGAAGGAAAUGAAGAAAACUGCGAAAGAAUUGGAUGAGUUUGUUCGUGUUUGUCUCGACCAACACAAACGCGAUCGGAAACCUGCCGGCGGCGAACAUGACUUCAUGGAUGUUCUUCUUUCCACCGUUGAUGAUCAAGAUUUGGACGGUCGUGAUUCCGAUACUACAAUCAAAGCUACUUGUCUGGUACGUCACAUGCUAUCAUUGACUCCGUAA
Vicia faba (fava bean) is the source of this 984-nucleotide messenger RNA. The record is from the annotation of a GenBank genome assembly. Lineage: Eukaryota; Viridiplantae; Streptophyta; Magnoliopsida; Fabales; Fabaceae.